AAAUGGGAACUUAACCCUUAUAAAGCGGGGUGCGGGGCCGGCGAAUGUUUUACCCAUUUCAUAUUCUAUACAUUGUGUGUGUUGGGGUUGGGUAAUAUGGAAUUCUGUAUCUGGUCUCUCGUUUACAUGUCGUAAUUAUUAACGCAACAUGCUUUGCACGGAUAAGUUGUGUGGGGUAACAUUAACAAUGGCAUCCUUGAAGUAGGGCUGUCAUGUAGGUCACACUGACUUGCACCGUCCUUUGAUUUUAUUUUUGAUGACACCAGCUGCUUAAGUAAUUUCAUUAAGUCUGUUUUCUUCGUGCGAUCAGCAAGUAUUCAACCACAAAUUAAACUGAAGGACUAUAACCCUCACCACUGAACAGCAAAUGGAUCUGAGUUUUGAGAGUUUUGGAUAUGAAUAUCCUAGUCAUCACUACCCAGAGCCUGCAUGUUUGGGAUUCAGAGGGUAUGAGUUACCAACACAUGGUACAGUUUUUCCUUAUGAUCAUCCUUCGACGGCAUGUUUGGAAUUUGAAGGAUUUUCUCCACCACCAGAUUAUGGGUUACCGCCAACAGAUUAUCGGUUACCGCCAACAGGUCAUCGGUUCCCGCCGAGAGACUAUCACUUCUCGCCAACAAUGACAAGAUCAGACUAUUGGAAUUAUUCUAGUCCGGUUCCACUACAUCACCCUGACCCAACAAAGAUUUCGCUGAACAGACAAAUGUUCCCUAGGUUUCUACAGAGACACAGCUCAAUAGAAGAAACGCCUGUUCCCGUUUCUUUGAGAAGACUUCAUUGGUACCGUGAUAACAUGCAUGCUGGUACUCGUGGACGACGUAGGCACAUUGUAAAACGACUAGAUAAAGCAUGGAGUCGAACGAUUCCCAACAAAAUCCUGAUCCUUCCACCAUCGCGCGAAAUCAGUGAGACUUUUCCUCCUUAUCCACUGAAAGAGUUGCAAACAGCACGUAACAAAUUAAUCGAUGAACUGUAUUCCAGUCAGGGUGGAAUGAGACUGUUCAAGAUUUGCUGAAAGGGUAUUGCGAACCAGAUUGAGGAAAGAAGAGAGUGUUGGAGAUAUUGAUUACCACGGCUUCUUUGUGUUGAUGCAGACACUGUGAAUUCGCAAACAUGGAGGCUUCUAGGAUGAGGCCACCACCUUCAAAUGAAGUUUGUGGAAAUUUCUAUCCUUAUCCUGCAGAAGAGUUGAAGAAGGCAAGAAGCCAGUUAAUUGAUGAAUUGUAUUUUUCACCUGGUGGAGGACGACUCAUGUAUCGGAUCAGAGAACGGACUGGAAUAUUGCCAAACAGACAUGGAAUAUUUAUAGAUAGUUCAAAUUACUGCGAACAAUCGACUGAACUCUUGUCCAAAUCAUUUCCAGAAAGUCGUACACUCACAAAGUGCAAACAGACAACUCCAGUUUCCAAAACAGUGGAUUUAAAAAACUUUCAGUUAGAUGGAAAAGCUGAAGAAAUUCCUAUAUCACAAGGAAGUGAAAAAAACGUUGGUUUGUUUACUACUUGCAAACAGAAAACUGUAGUUUCCAAAACACUGAAUGUUAAAGGAUUUCAUUUGGAUGGAAAAGCUGAGACAAUUUCUGGAUCAAGACCAAAUGAACAAGCCACUGGCAGUGGAACUGUCUUGGCUAAAAGACAGAACAGUACUGAGAGGGUAAAUUUGAAUGAUUUAAAUGUCAAGAAGAGAAGAGUAGAAGAAAGCUCGGUUGAUGGUGUGAUUCAAAUUGAUAGUGAUUUAUCAUGUGAUGGCUUUUUGGGUUCUGAAAGUAAACCAGAGAAAAGAGAAACAAUUAAUGCUUUCAAGUGUGAUUUCUGUGAUUACAUCUCUAAAAAUAGGAAUGUGGCUCAGGACCAUUUAGUUUCCAAGAUUCACUAUUCGGCGAGCAAAUGCAAGUGCCUGCUAAACAAUGGGCAGCUAACUCCACAGUUGAUUCUUCAAGAAAAAUCUCUCGUCAAUGAAGCUGCUUUGUUUUCCAGUGUUAUUGCUAUGUGUUCUUUUUGUCACUGUAUUUUUAAAGACAUUUACGCUUGUGCUAAACAUUGUAGCAACAUUCACCUAAAGGAAAGGAUUUAUUAUCUUGGAGUGGUAAGAAAACGGCAAACAGUUGACGUGUGCAGGCCUGCAAAAUGUGUUGAAUGUGAUCAGUGUACGACAUCUAAACAACUGACAAGACAUCUCAAAACACACGAUGCAGUUGACAAGUCUUACGAGCGCCCACGACCUCGAGACAUUGUCUGGUGCAUUUGCUCGGUGUGCAAGUGUUACUUAAAUAAUAUCUUGAGUUGCAAGAGCCAUAUGCUCGCUCAUCUUACUAAAAUGAGUAAUAAAACAGCAAGAUUUGAUCUCUUAUUCAUUACCAAGCCAACUACAGAACAUCAAAUUCUUCCUCUUAAGUUCAAAAAAAAAAAAAAAAAAAAAAAUGGCGAUGAAGAAAAAAAGGAAAGAUCAUGCUCAAAAGAGAAAACGAGACAAAAUCUAGUAUUAAAGAAAAUAUUAAAUGGUGACUGGUUUCUGUUUUAUACCAAUAAAUUAUGAGUGCUAGUUUUAAUGGGUGGACUUAGCCAGUCGUUGGGCACUGGUUGUAACACGCAAAAAAAAAGCCUUAAGUUCACUGAGGGCAAGUUUUUACCACUGAGCAACAUCCAAUCUCAGUUUAUAUCUAAAUAUACCAGAUCCUGAUGUUCAGUCUUUAGACUCCUUUGAAAAUACAUGUAUCUUGAUUUUUUGGGAGGUGUUGUUACAAAUGUCACAUACGUCAUGUUGACAAUAUAAAAGUACAUACAAAAUGUACACACUGAAAAAAAAUGUGGAGCCAAGUUUUAUGCUGUUUCAUCUUCUUACACAUGAGAUGAAUAAAUAAAAUAUUAACCCUUUUCCUCCAAA
Messenger RNA from Gigantopelta aegis, 2883 nucleotides. RefSeq lists its product as uncharacterized. NCBI's taxonomy places the organism in Eukaryota, Metazoa, Mollusca, Gastropoda, Neomphalida, Peltospiridae. The record is from RefSeq and is a predicted model, not a curated record. The transcript is spliced from 6 exons. Bases 368 to 1015 code for a protein of 215 amino acids.